Messenger RNA from Diaporthe batatas, 1563 nucleotides. RefSeq lists its product as uncharacterized. The record is from RefSeq and is a predicted model, not a curated record. NCBI's taxonomy places the organism in Eukaryota, Fungi, Ascomycota, Sordariomycetes, Diaporthales, Diaporthaceae. Bases 1 to 1563 code for a protein of 520 amino acids. The transcript has 2 exons.
AUGUCAGACAACUCGUAUAACGACAUGGACGACCGCGCGCAGUCGUCCCGUACCGACCAACACGGAGGGAUCGACGCCCAAACUCUACGCGACUUGGCCCAGACCGAGAAAGGUGCCGCCACCCUCGCAGAAGCUCUGAAAGACCGGCGCGUCCGUGAUGCUCUCAAGAAAUACGGCGUCAAGGUCCAGACUGACGAGGACGUCGGCUACAACUCCCUACCCUUGGAGCUCCGCGACAAAAUUCGGGAAUGUACCAUCGCAGCCUUCAAACCCGUUCGAGCCUCCGCCUGGCCGGAAUCUAAGUGCCUCCUCUGUCCCCGCCUGGCUUCGCUCGCUUGUAUCGACUCCGAGUGGCGGCACGCAAUCGAAUCCACCACGUUUGAGAGUCUGACCUUGAAGGGACGGGAUGAAGAUGUGAUACUGAGAGAGUUGGAGCACUUUGAAUGCUACGUCGUGGGUAACAGACGGAAUUAUCUCCAGCACAUCUGCCUUCCAGCCCAGGACCCUCCGAGAGUUGUGCUUCAAGAAACAGCCGAAGACGAGGAAUGGAAACAGGAAUGCAUCAACGCAUUGGUCUUUCCGACGCAAAGACUUUUCAAGUAUGUCGAGCAGUGGAACCAAAAAUCCGUACGUGCUGGAAACCUUAGCGUUGAGAUCCAGCCGACGCGGUGGUAUUAUACCACGACCACGGUACGCCAGGUCUGUGCAGCACUCCACGCUCUGCCUACAGUUCCGCAGAUCAAACAUUUUCGCGCUACGCUCUGGGAGCCUAUGGACCUUACCUCCAUGCUGGCUCUACUGUCACACAUGCCCAACCUCCGUUCCGCGAUCACUGUCCUAGGUGGCCCUUGGGACUCGGAAUGGGAAGCCGAGUCGGACAUACAGCUUGAGAAAUUGGAAGCCCUGAAGGUCGAGAUCAGAGAAUAUUGGGGCUGGCGCGAUCUUCAGACAAAGUUUUUCGCGGAAGCGUUGCGUUACUCGCAGAAGCUUCGCAGGUUCUCUCUGUCAACGGAGCCACCUUGCACAAUUCGUUCACUCUUCUCACUGUUUGAGCCGUUCUCCACAUUGAGAUUCGAUCCUGACGCCCCACUGCCUCUCAUGUGGCCAAGCUUGACAGACUUCAAGAUUGAAAACUGGUUUGUGGAAAACGUUUUCUACCGACGAGAAGACGUCGACGAAGUGAUCAACAUGAGAGACCCCUUGACGGCGGUUCUGAAUGAGGUCAUGUCGAUAUUUGGACGGAUCGUCAGGUGCAUGCCUCGUAUCCGCAACUUGGAGAUAGGAUUGACCUAUACGGGUUGCGUCGACCGCCAUGAGCGGGGCGAUAUUCGUGGUCGAAUUGACGUUAUCCUCAGUCUGGAAACAAUGCGGUGGCCUACUGGCAACGGUCCACAUGCGGUUUUGUCAGUCACUCACAACGACGACAGCGGUGAUGACCUCAAGCUGUCCGAGACCGUGCCUUCAGAAGAAGUCACGGCGCUGUGGAAAGAGUCUCUUUUGCACUCUGCGAACGCCGUUUUGGAAGUCCAGGCCGUUUCUACGGGUUCAUGUGUACGGAUUUGA